CAUUACAUACAUUACAUGGCACCAAGUAGCAGCAGUUAGCCACUUCAACAAGUAAAGCCACGUGUCCAUCAGGAAACUUCAUGAAUGCAAUCAGAUGAAAGAGGGGAAAUUCUCCCCUAAUUAUAACAAUUAGCAUCAGGGUUUUCCUGUCUACGAUCUCAUUUAGCUUCAGUUCAGUCUUUACCGAAUGCGCCUCUGGAUACCCAACGUCUUAGGAACACAUAACUCAGGUCCACUGCUUGAUAAACAAAAGUUUAUGUGUAAACAAAAAACAAAACCCAUAUUCUCACAGGCCGACAUAUCCGUCUUGUCCUCUGUGUGUGUGCUAGUGAACUGGAGGAAUUAAAAUGCAGGGCAUGAUUAGCCAACUAGCACCAGCUGUCUUAGUCAUCUCACCUGGUACUUAUCUUUUCAUAAAAUGCAUUAUGAUGGUGUACUUUGGUGUUUUAUACUGCAGUAUUUUGACAUUUAUAGUUGUUUCCAGAAGUGUUAUGUUGACUCCCAGUUGUGCUAUGAAAAGGCACCUGGGACAACAGAGGCCUAAUAAAAUACUAAAACACUCUAAUACAUAGACAACAGCCUGAGAUGAUAGGCAAUGUCCCAGGACAACAUUCUGAGUCAUCGCUUCCUUAAAAAACACUGAAGUGAUCAGACUGAAUAUAUUUGCAAGCAGACAUUGAAACUGCUUCCUUAGGCAACCAAAGACCAUCUCAGUGAUUGCUUGCUCAGUGAUACUUGCUGCCAAAGUCUUCUCAUGCUCAGACGCACAAUUAAAUUAGGUUUUUGUAAGUAAUUGAACUUUUGGACCUAGUUCCUACCUGCAGCUUAUGCUGCAGAGUUCAGCCUUUCUUUAACUUGGAAAUUAUGUAGACAACAACAUAAUGAAUAAGACAUGAAAAUGUGCAAUACUGUGAUAUCAUAACUGUCAAAUGACAAAAAAACAAAGGUUUUUGAAGCGGAUGAUUGGAAUUCUUGGCAUAGAGCUAAAAUGCUGCACUGGCAUAUGAUUUUACUAUGAUGGCCCACAACCACUUAAUUGCAUGCGUUGCUCCAAUCAGCCCCAUGUAUCUCACAUAGUAAAAAAGUGAAAAAUGAGUGCACAUAGUUUAAUUAUCUAAAAUAGUAAGAGGCCGUCAUCACAGCAAGAGAAUAUUUAUAUAAAUAGUUUUUCUUAUGAAACAUACAGAGAUUACUUCCUUUUAAAGAUUAGUACAUUUUGGGAAAUACACUUUUCCUACAGCCAGCAACUGGUUAACUUAGCUUAGCAUAAAGACUGGAAACAACUAGUCAGGCUGUACCUAAAGGUAACAAUAGUAACAUUCGGUAAAAAGGUAACAAUCAGCACCGCCCUCUAAAGUUAAAGCAUCUCUAAAUCUCAGCUCAGUUAUUAAAUACUUAUAUCUUGUUUUAUCCAUACAAGAACCAAAGUGUAAAAAAUGACAAGUUGCAUCAAGGGGACUUUUUUUUACCGGGGGGCAGUGACUUCCUGGAGCUUUGUCAUCAUCGUUAGGUUGACUGAUGCUGAAAAUUUGCUGAUGGUGGGUUUUUCACUUGCAGCCAUCUAUUGGCACACAGUUAUGAUUAUACUACUAUAUAUUUAUACAGAGACAUCUGAUAUAUCUCCGGAUAUCUUACAGAAAUCUUACAUACUGUUGCUUUAAAAAAAACAAACACAUAAUAAUAUGUUGCCUGCUAUUAAUUUUUUAAGAAAACUGACAAACUAAUGCUGUGAUCUCUAAGGUAAGCACUUAUCAGAUGAAAAUUAAAUUUGUCAGUGCUCUCUGAUGGACUGACGGAUAGAUAUGUAUCUUUGCAUUGCAUAUUCAUGGCUUACUUGUUGACAUUUGCAAUAUGAUGAAAUCAGCUCUAAUGCACAGCCAUCUUUCGUUGGAAGUGCAUUCUUUUUAGCCCUCUUAUCAAGAUGGUUCCUCUCAAAAACCACAGACACACAAAAUCAUUUGCACACAAAAUGAUUGCUGCAUGGUGCUGCAGGAAGGAAAGUCCCUCCCCUCGAUUUUAUGACUCCUGUUUUACAGAAUAGUGGGAGAGGGAGCAGGAGUGAAGGAGUAAGGCUGUAGCAGAGUAGUGGUACACUGGAACCCAGUCUUGUGUAGAGCUUGAACAACAUGCUGAGGACUAACCAUCCGUUUAUUCAUGAGAAAAAGAGAAAAAGUAUAGUACUUUCAGCUAGAGAACAUACAUAGUGGAGGAUGUUUUUGCUGAAGAAAACCCCAAAGUGGAGGCUAAAAGUUUCUACUACCGAUUUUCAUCUUUUUACAAUCUGAGUAAAGGUAAGCAAGACCUGUAAAUAGUAGAAAUGACUUCCUCUCCACGUAUCAAGCCUCGGGAGUAUGCAGACCUGAUGUACAUCUCCAUUGAGACAGCUAUUGCUCUGGCCUCUGUGAUUGGGAAUGUGCUGGUGGUGCUGGUUGUGUGUGCAAACCGGUCUCUCCGUAACACCACCUUUUGCUUCAUCGUGUCUCUGGCCGUGGCUGACAUCGCUGUGGGGGUUUUGGUCAUCCCUUUGGCUAUCAUCAUAAGUCUGGGAUUAAACACUCAGUUCUACACGUGCCUCUUCCUGUCCUGCUUGCUGUUGAUCAUCACCCAGAGCUCUAUCCUUUCUCUGCUGGCUAUUGCUAUCGACAGAUAUCUGCGAGUCAAGAUUCCCACCAGGUACAGCAGCAUAGUGACCCAGAACAGGGCAUAUGUGGCAGUUUGUCUCUGUUGGAUCCUCUCCUUCCUCACCGGGUUGGUUCCAAUGACUGGAUGGAAUAACAUUAAUACUCAGAGAAACCUUAGCAUUUCCAGCGACAUUGUCUGUAGAUUCACCACUGUCAUGAGGAUGGACUACAUGGUGUACUUUAAUUUCUUUGGCUGGGUCGUGGUACCACUGUCCAUAAUGAUCGCACUGUACGCAGAGAUCUUUAGGAUGAUCCGACGACAGCUUAACCGGCGCGCUGAAGCCACUUGUGAUGGAGACAGGUACUUUCAGAAGGAGCUGAGGCUGGCCAAAUCACUGGCCUUGGUGGUCUUUCUCUUUAUUGUGUGCUGGCUCCCAAUACACAUCAUGAACUGCAUAAACUUCUUCUGCCCAAAGUAUGAAGUACCCAAGCCUGCCCUACAUGUAGGCAUUUUCAUGUCUCAUGUCAACUCAGCGCUCAACCCAAUGGUUUAUGCCUUCAGGAUAAAGCAGUUCCGUGCCACGCUGAUACAGAUCACUCGCCGUUGCAUGUUAUGUAAAACCACAGAGCCCACUCAGUGCCCCACCAACACACGAGCCCUGACGGAGAAAGCGACUGUAAACUUGUAACAAGCGCUGCAAUUCUCCUGUACACAUACUUUACAGUGAGAUAGUGCAGCAAUGACAAUCAUGGGACUAUGUGAUAUAUGGAAGAUCAACCCAUUAAACACAUUAGACACAGCAAAGAGCUUCACUGAGUUACACGUUCAUUUUUUAAGAACAUGAGCCUGCAAUCAGAAAAAAAAUUAUAUCACCCAUCUGCCUGCGUUAUUUUGUUCUCACUUAAUACUUCCUUCCUUAAUUGAUUCAUAUUGAAUUAUAAUAUAUAUGUCAACAUCCGGUGAUACAACAAACAUGUCAUGUUCCGAAAGCUUGUUGGUUAAGUCACCCAAAUAAACAUUCAUACCAUCUUCAUUUAAAUUACUAAUGUUACUGUUUACUGAUUUCAUAUUUACUGAUUUCAUAUUUUUAACUAUUUAAAUACAUUUAAAACAAGACUGAGAGUCUGUAUGCAUGCCAUCAGCUGUGUGAUGCUGUAUUUAGGUGCUUUAAGCCAAAUAGUGUUUGUUCAUGUUUACAUGGACAAUGCUGAUACCAAGCAGGUAUAAUGUUUGCCAUCUUAAUUUAGCGCCUUGUCAUGCUAACAGUCGAUGAUUAGCACUAAAUGUGCAUGUAUUUGGUCAAAAAUUAAGUAAUGGACAAAUUGACAUGUUUAUCUCUUGGUAGUGCUAGAGAAAAAGGGAGUAGUCUGUAUCAAAUUUAUUGGCAACCUAUCCUGGAGAUUGAGACUGUUGCUGCUGGUAGAGCUUGAAGAAGAUUCAAAGGACUAACCAUAACACACUUUUCGAGAUAUUUUGAUCUGUUCUAUCCAAAGUGAUGGACCUACUGACCAACAGACAGACUGAUAAUAUAUAUGUAUAUAUAAUGUAUACAGCUAAAAUAAAUAAAUAAAAAAAUAAGAGAAGAUCAAGCACAAAGAACUAUUUUGCAAAUGCUUACAUUGGGUGUCUAGAGAAAAAAGCAGAAGAGUCAGAAGAGAAGGAUUUAUUGAGUAAAAUCAAUAGAGAGUACAGUGUGUUCUGAACUUUUAUGUUCUACAGAAAACCAUUCAAUGUAAAGUGAAAGACCUUGCCCAGAAUGCAAAUGAACAAUAAAGUCACUAAAGCAAAUUAAACAAAACUCUGCCAGCAUCAAAGCCAUCAAGCCAUUAGUCUUUAUCACAGGAAGCAGGGCACCUCUUCAGCUAAUUCAGCUCAUUUAAGCCAUAUUUCAGUAGCUGUGGCAGAGUGUUGAAAACGCUCUGAAGCAUUUGAGUAAAUUGCCCACAGAAUGCUGAAGUGAUUUAUUCCAACCCUGAAGCUAAAGCUGAGUGAGUUUUGCUCCGUCAUCACUUUGACUUCUACCUCGUUUCAUGCACCUUCUACCUGAUCCAUUACUUCCACUUGCUGAGCUUUAUACAUAAUAAAACAUAUCUAAUCUGGUGUAUGUUUGUAUGUGUGUUUAAAUGUUUUAAUCAGUUAGCAUGAGGAUUUUGUGUGCAUGCUGUAGUAAGGACCACAGAGAUAUUUACUUUUCUCAGAUUAUGUCCACCUGUCUGGUAUGCUGUGACCACCUAAGACUUGAAUGGUUGAAAACUUUCACGUGAACAUAUCACAUGAACAUCCGUUUGGCCCUCUGUCACAAACAAUAUCAAUACGUUUUUACCAUCUGUCACCUUCAUCCUUGAUUAGGGAUUUGAAACUGCUGAGUAUAGUCUAAUCCCCGGCCCUUGUCUUAGUGAGGUAGGUGUUGCAUUACCAGCCUCGCAUUUACUGCCUUUGCACCACGCACUGUGGCUGGUGGCCUACUGAACGCUGAGGGGACACAAGCAUGAUUUAGGUGUGGAGACAAUAAGCUAAGAGUCUCCACUUUGUGUGUGCGUCUUAACUUCAUUUUAGAUCAAUCAUCUUUGAGGUAAGACCCUUCACUUUCAUCCUAAAACAGCUGCAACAAAGAUUUGCGAAGAGAGAGAUGCUAUCUGUACUUCUUGUCAUUCUAAUACUUCUGUUAUUUUAAUAUUAUCAGAUAACUUAAGAAAACUUUAAUUUGCAGCAUCAAAUUGUUGUAAAAUGGCAGACACAGACCGAACAGAGGGUGACCAAGACUUGGAAGCUCCAGAGGAAGAUUUGGAUGCAGCCUUCGUACACUUCGGGAAAUACAGCGAAGCUCAGCUGGCACGACCUUGGGAGCAGUGGAGCUUUAAAGAAAAAGCAAACUUUUGUAUGGACCGCAUCUUCCUUGGGGUCUUGGUCAUAUUUCUCUUCAUGUUACUGGCAGAAUUUGGUUAUAAAAUGUCCUUUGUGAUAGACAUGAGGAAAGUUGCAGCGUUUAUGUCAGAUUCAGUGGACUCUCUGUUUGACUGGCUCUUCACCCAGGAGAGACAGGAGGAGUUGCUUGAAUUGUAAGUUGUUAAUAGACCACUUGUUUAGUAUUGUCACUCUCUGAGUGUUUUCUACAAUGUUGUAGGCACAUGUAAAGAUUCAGUUUAUAGCUGAAUCUUAACUAGAGGAUGUAUUACUGAUUCUUGAACAUUCAUUUUUCAUGAGGAAUUAAUAGAAAUAAAUACUGUAUGCAAUGAA
Messenger RNA from Larimichthys crocea (large yellow croaker), 5859 nucleotides. RefSeq names its product adenosine receptor A1. Lineage: Eukaryota; Metazoa; Chordata; Actinopteri; Sciaenidae. Bases 2318 to 3310 code for a protein of 330 amino acids. The transcript is spliced from 2 exons. Gene Ontology annotation, biological process: G protein-coupled adenosine receptor signaling pathway. Gene Ontology annotation, molecular function: G protein-coupled adenosine receptor activity. Gene Ontology annotation, cellular component: dendrite; synapse; plasma membrane. The record is from RefSeq and is a predicted model, not a curated record.